UAUAUAAAUGCAACCAUUCUUUAAGCUUUCCUAAGCAAUCCUUAUAGAAAAAAAACUAAAAAUAAAAAAGAUGGACUGUAUAUUUCUUACAGCUUUUCUCUUUGUACUACUAAACUGGUCAGAAUCUUCUCCCUUGCUUCAAGAUAUGAUCAUGACUUCAGAUGUUAAUAAGGUCUCAGGAAAGUCUUUUGAUUAUAUCGUAGUUGGGGGCGGCACCGCAGGUUGCUCCCUAGCGGCAACUCUUUCGGAGAGAUUCUCCGUUCUUUUAGUCGAGCGAGGCGGCUCUCCUUAUGAAAAUCCGUUGAUAUUGAAUAAAAUGUACUCUUCUUUUGCUCUUAGUCAAACUGAUAUGGCUCAAAGCUUUAUCUCUCGGGAUGGCAUUCCGAAUCUCAGAGGGCGAGUUCUCGGAGGAACUUCGGUGAUAAAUGGCGCCUUCUAUAGCCGAGCUAGUGACGAGUAUGUUCAAAGAGUUGGGUGGGAUGAACAACUGGUGGAACAAGCUUAUGAGUGGGUUGAAUCAAAAAUUGCUUUCAAACCACAUGAGCUUACCCCUUGGCAAUCUGUACUUAAAUUUGGUCUGCUCGAAGCAGGGUUUGUUCCCUUCAAUGGUUUUAGUUUGGAACAUAUUGAGGGAACAAAGAUUGGUGCGACUAUUUAUGACGAAUAUGGAAUAAGACACCCUUCAUCAGAACUUCUAGGAGCUGGAAAUCCACGACAUAUCACAGUUCUUUUGAAUGCAACUGUAAAGAGCAUCAUCUUCUAUAAAAACGGAAAUGAGAAAACAGCUCAUGGCAUUCGGUUCAUCAAAAGUGACAGCAUAACAAAUCAGAUUUAUGAAGCUUACAUAAAUCAACCACCUGAUUCUAGUCCACGGGGAGAUGUUAUAUUGUCGGCAGGAGCAUUAGGAAGUCCUCAGAUACUAAUGUUAAGUGGAAUCGGACCAAAAAAGCAUCUUAGAAAUUUCAAUAUUCCACUCGUGUUACACCUGAGAGGAGUCGGUCGAGAAAUACAAGACAACCCGGCUAUCGCGUUUCAAGCAGACAACAUAGCAAAUUAUCAACUAACAGAGUCACCUCAAGUAGUCGGCGUUGCGAAAGACUUCAAAUUCAUUGUUGAAGGCUUCAUCGCAGCAAAAGGUUUUAAUGCAACAAGUACUACUCUGGCCAGCAAGCUUGCAUUUCCACAAUCCACAGGGUGGCUAAAAUUGAACAACACCGAUCCUAGACAAAAUCCUAUAGUGAAAUUCAACUAUUUAUCAAAGGAAAAAGACUUGGAUGAUUGUGCAAAGAUGGUUCAAUUGUUGCGUAAGGUAUCGAGUACAAAACCGGUUGUUAUGUUCCUCGGGAAUGAACUUCGGACUAAUUUCACAGGUUCCAUGAGUCCCGAUAACCCGAGAGAUUUCUGCAAGAAAAAUGUAACAACAUUUUAUCACUAUCAUGGAGGUUGUACCGUUGGAUCUGUUGUCAAUGAUGAUUACAAAGUGUAUGGAAUAAAAAAUUUGAGAGUGGUAGAUGGAUCAACCUUCUUAGAAUCACCAGGCACAAACCCAAUGGCUACUGUGUUAAUGCUAGGAAGGUAUCAGGGUGUCAAAAUUUUGAGAAAUAGGGAGCAAUAUUAGUUCUACAAUUAAUUGUCACAAAAAAAAUAUCGUUGUACUCUUAGUCUUAGAUAUACAAUUCAGCCUAGGCCAGUCUUAUAAUAUUUGAUUAUGUAAUUGUUAUUGUGGAGCGUAAUACUAAUAUUUUAUUUAAGAUAA
Molecule: messenger RNA, 1756 nt
Organism: Mercurialis annua (annual mercury)
Lineage: Eukaryota; Viridiplantae; Streptophyta; Magnoliopsida; Malpighiales; Euphorbiaceae
Product: protein HOTHEAD-like
Exons: 3
Coding region: 71-1618 (515 amino acids)
Molecular function (GO): flavin adenine dinucleotide binding; oxidoreductase activity, acting on CH-OH group of donors
Source: RefSeq, a predicted model, not a curated record